GCUGGCGGAGCUGCCCGGGCCCGGAGGAGGAGCCGCCGCCGGGCCGAGGGCUGCUCUCUCUCGCCGUCGCUGCCGCCGCGCUGCCGGGAGGGGCGGCCGCCCCGCGCCCCCCGCCCCGCCAUGCCGCUUUUCGCCACCAACCCCUUCGACCAGGAUGUGGAGAAAGCAACCAGCGAGAUGAACACUGCAGAGGACUGGGGCCUCAUCUUAGACAUCUGUGAUAAAGUUGGACAGUCACGUACAGGGCCUAAAGACUGCCUUCGCUCUAUUAUGAAGAGAGUGAACCAUAAAGAUCCGCAUGUCGCUAUGCAAGCGUUAACACUUCUAGGAGCAUGUGUAUCAAACUGUGGCAAAAUCUUUCAUUUAGAAGUCUGUUCAAGAGAUUUUGCCAGUGAAGUAAGCAAUGUGUUGAAUAAGGGUCAUCCAAAAGUUUGUGAAAAGCUGAAAGCCCUUAUGGUGGAAUGGACUGAUGAAUUCAAGAAUGACCCACAGCUUAGUUUAAUAUCUGCUAUGAUAAAAAAUCUUAAGGAGCAAGGAGUUACUUUCCCAGCUAUUGGUUCACAGGCUGCUGAACAGGCAAAAGCAAGUCCAGCUCUAGUUGCCAAGGAUCCUGGUACAGUAGCCACCAAAAAGGAAGAGGAGGAUUUAGCUAAAGCUAUUGAGCUGUCACUAAAAGAACAAAGGCAACAGCAAACAACGCUUUCCAGUUUGUAUCCAAGCACCUCAAGCCUUUUAACAAACCACAAACACGAGGGCCGAAAGGUUCGUGCAAUCUACGAUUUUGAGGCUGCUGAAGAUAAUGAACUAACUUUUAAAGCUGGAGAACUUAUAACUAUCCUUGAUGACAGUGAUCCAAAUUGGUGGAAAGGUGAAACUCAUCAGGGUAUAGGAUUGUUCCCAUCUAAUUUUGUAACUGCUGAUCUUUCUGCUGAGCCUGAAAUGAUGAAAGCUGAGAAGAAAACAGUGCAGUUCAGUGAUGAAGUUCAAGUAGAGACAAUAGAACCUGAGCCAGAACCAGUUUAUAUUGAUGAAGAUAAAAUGGACCAACUAUUGCAGAUGUUACAAAGUGCUGAUCCAUCUGAUGACCAGCCAGACCUCCCAGAAUUGCUUCAUCUUGAGGCAAUGUGCCACCAGAUGGGACCACUCAUAGAUGAAAAAUUGGAAGAUAUAGACAGGAAACAUUCAGAACUUUCAGAGCUCAAUGUUAAAGCAAUGGAGGCUCUUUCUUUGUAUAAUAAAUUGAUGAAUGAGGACCCAAUGUAUUCCAUGUAUGCCAAACUACAAAACCAGCAGUAUUACAUGCAGUCAUCUGGUGUUUCUGGCUCUCAGGUUUAUCCAGGGCAAACUCAAGGUAAUGCGUAUUUGGUGGCUGGGAGUGCACAGAUGGGCCACAUUCAAGGUUACAAUCUUCCUCCAGAACAACUCCCUUCUCUCAGCCAAGGCACAGUUACUCCAUCUGCCAGCUCAGUAAUUCCUGGUCAGCCUGCACAGACAUCUUACACAAAUGCAAUGGUUGGUUCUGUUGCUGGAAGUACCUACUCUAACCAGCCUUCAGUUUAUAGUCCACCACCUGGUACUGUUGAUGUUGCUGCUUAUCAGAAUGCUGGAACUAAUAUGUCCCAGGUGCCAAACUAUAACUUAGCACCUACAGCUCUGCCACAGACAGCGGGUAGUCAGCAAGCGCCUCCACAGCAACCACAGCCUCCACCACCUCAACAACCACAGCAUAGUUACUCACAGAAGGCUCUGCUAUAGGAUCCAGGACUUCUGAUUCCUAAUCUUCUUUAACUUCUGCUAAAAGCGGUUGGCGAUUUUAUGAGUUUCUUCAUUUAAUCUCUUACACCUUGUUUAUCCUCAGCUUAAGAAUCUCUCUUGGUGAACAAGUUCAAUUUGCACUGACUUUUUAGGAAUUUUUUUUUUUAAUUUUGCGGAGGAACUGAUAUAUUUAGGAAAUUUAAUUCCUUUUAAAAUGCCUAAAACUUGGUACAAGAUUAUUUAUGUAUGGUUAAAUUGGCUAGUUUGUGAAAACUCAACCAUUGCAAACUGUGUGGCAUAUAUGUUAUGUACAUAUAGUGUGUGAUUGCAGUAGUGCCCAUUUCGUAUAACUAUGGUGGUCAUGUGAAUAUAUUUAACACAAUGUUUAAAAAUAAUUUGCUUUACUAUGUUAUUUUAAUCAUGAACUGACAACCAUAUUUCAUAAUUUUGUCUAGUUUUAAGACAGAUGCAAUGUCUUUUUCCAGUGCAGGAAAAACAGUAAUUCUGCAUAUCAUGGUUACAAUUACAAGCUAAGGUCUAUAUAUGAAUUUACAAACUUAGAUAUUAUUCACUACUUCUUGAAUUGAACACAAGUGUAUCAUGAUUAGAUAGCUUAUCUACCAAAGUAAACUUGUUAACUAGUAAAUGAUUUGGGGGGAUAACAGCAAAUUAUGAUUCUGCUUCGUACAUAAUUACUAACUUAAAACUACUAUUCAGAGGCUGCUAAACAUAUAAUGGGACCAUGAAACAGAUCAGGAUUUUGCAUUUUAUCAUGAGAAGCACGUAAUUUAUUUUUCCAAGUUUCUUUUUAAAAUGAGAACCAGAACUGUAUUCUAUGUGUGUUGGUAGAGAUUACACCAAAGAAAGACAGAGGAAUUGAUUUGAAAGACAAACAAUGGAGUUUUAAACUGGAACACACACUAAUUACACUAUUUUAUUCAAGUCUUCUUAAUUAGAACAGGAAGAAUUAUGGACAUGUAAAUCACUUUGCUGAACAGACCUUCAGGGCUUCAUUUUAUCUCUUGUGGCCUUGCUUAGCAAUUUGUUCUGUUUACUAUUGUAACACAAACACUUCUGCCUUAAAUGUCUGUUUCAAUUUCCAGUUGUACCAUUUGAGUUCAUUAGCCCUUCUAUAGUUUGAAUAGUUUGAGGCAUCUCGACUAAAUCCACUUUUAGGUUACUUUGAAUUCUCUUCUGCAGCAACAUGCAUUAGCCUGAUUUAAUCCCUUGUGUUCCUCAGUAAUUUAGCCACAUGGCUUCGUAAAUCAUGGUAUUUUCUUUCUGUGGAUGAGGUGCUGCAAAAGAAACAUGGUAAUGGAAGGCAGCAUUUCAGGUGUGCUUGAGCAGAGUUUCUUGUACAAAGGCUGCUGUUACUUUGCAUUUUUAUUCCAUCUAGUAAUGCAUCCUGGUUUUGUCUUUUCCAGCAACUAAUUCUACUACAGCAAUACUAGAUGGCUUCCACAUCAGAUCUGUUUUUAGUCCUGUGUGUAUGUCAGAAGUUGUUUUUGUGUAUUUUAGUGUUUUUGUGAUAUUUUAGUGUGAUGCUUCUGGAAUUAAAUGUUGCAAUUGUACAUUGUAUUAUAAAAUGAGCUUUGUUAUCCCAUAUACUCCUGCAUCUGUUCACAGUUACCUGACAUGCCUUUGUUUCAUUAUUUUAAUUGACAUCAGUGUUUUGCCAGAUAUUUUCAGAUGACUGCUUUGCAUAACUUCUGACAGGGGUGGUUACAAACCAUGCCUGUGGUUGAUCUAUUCCAGUUAGGGAUGUUCUAGCCAGCUGGUUGAUCUAAUGCUAGGAUUUUCACAUAUUUACUUUCUCUAAAAUUUUUAAGCAUCCUCACAAACUGUCAUUUGUUUCAGUACUUGGUGUCAUCACAAAAGCCUGUAGAAUUUGAAAGGAAAUGCUAAAGAAAAAAUAAAAAUCUGUCAUCUCUGUCAUGGAUGACUUUAUGGAUAGAAGAAGUGAUGUCUUUAGAAAGGAGUUGUAGUAUAAUUUAGAUAGUGUUCUCUGUAUGCAUUAGGUAUCUCAUUCCAAAAUCAGAUAUUCAAUGUGUAUAGAAAUGUAUAAUUGAUACACAAAAGUGAAAAUAAAUUUUAUUCCAUUGUUCUCAGUCCUUGAUUCAAGAAGCUUGAAGCAUCAAGAUAGUCUUCUUGAUAUUAAUUAUUGUAUUCUUAGGUUUUCAUGUAUUGUCACAUGUUCCCUAAUAAUGUCAUGUGGAACUUCUGUACAGAAAUGACCCCCCAAAAAAUAUAUUAGUAAUUUGUCAUUGUUUCUAAAAUUUUUGAAGUUUUUCCUUGAUAUCUAGAAAUGCUAGAUCCUGGUUUCUCAUUUGAACACUGAAACCUUAUGUGUAUCACAGUUCUGCUCUCCAACUUGCUUAUUUUGGCCACUUAUCUGUUUUUAUGAAAAUUAAAAUCACCUUUCAUGUUCAUCAUGAC
Molecule: messenger RNA, 4191 nt
Organism: Poecile atricapillus (Black-capped chickadee)
Lineage: Eukaryota; Metazoa; Chordata; Aves; Passeriformes; Paridae
Gene: STAM
Product: signal transducing adaptor molecule
Exons: 14
Coding region: 121-1755 (544 amino acids)
Biological process (GO): protein transport to vacuole involved in ubiquitin-dependent protein catabolic process via the multivesicular body sorting pathway
Cellular component (GO): ESCRT-0 complex
Molecular function (GO): phosphatidylinositol binding; ubiquitin binding
Source: RefSeq, a predicted model, not a curated record